AAGUCCGCCGCGUCCAAGGCCGCGAUCCUCGACGCGCUCCGCGACCACCGCUACUUCUCCGCCAUCCCGACGAAGGAGCUGCUCCGCAUGGCCAAGACGACGUUGGAGGUCCGAACCUACGCCGGCGCCAACAUCCUCACGCAGGGCGAGCACGGCGACGAGUUCUACGUCCUCGAGUCCGGCGCCGCGGAGAUCCUCGUCGACGACGUCAAGGUCGGCGCCUACGGCGCCGGCGCGACGUUCGGCGAGCUCGCGCUCCUCUACCGGGCGCCGCGCGCGGCGACGAUCCGCGCCCUCGAGGACUGCCGCUGCUGGGUCGUCGACUCCAAGACCUUCCGCAAGGUCGUCAUCGACGCGCGGCGCGCGCAGGAGUCGUCGCGCGCGGACUUUCUGCGGAAGCUGCCGCUCUUCGCGGACUUCGACUUCGUGUUCCUGAGCCGGCUGGCCAACUCGCUGGAGACGUGCCGCUUCCAGCGGGGCGAGGCCAUCAUCCGCCAGGGCGACGUCGGCGAGUCCAUGUUCAUCAUCGAGGCGGGCGCGGUCAAGGUCGAGCAGUCCGCGGGCUUCCGGACGCGCCACCUCGUGACGCUCCGGCCCGGCGACUACUUCGGGGAGAUGGCGCUGCUCCACAACCUGCCCCGCGCGGCGACGUGCAUCGCCGAGUGCGAGGAGGACGAGGUCGUCAAGUGCGUGUCCAUGCGCCGGUCGCACUUCGAGAGCCUCUUCGGCAACCUGAAGGACAUGAUGGAGCGGCAGGUCAAGCGGCGCAUCCUCAAGUCGCUGGUCAUCUUCGAGGCCGUGUCCGACGCGGCCAUCGACGUCGCCGCGGAGAAGAUGCGCGUCGCCGAGUACGCGCGCGGCGACUCCAUCCUCAAGAUCGCGUCGCUCCUGGGCCAGGGCGGCUUCGGCCGCGUGCUCCUCGUCGAGCACAAGCACCCCCACAAGCUCAUGGCGCUCAAGGCCAUGUCGAAGAAGGCCGUCACGGACGCGAAGCAGGAGAAGACGCUCUUGGCGGAGCGCGACUGCAUCGAGAAGUUCGACCACGCGUUCGUCGUCGGCUUCUACGGCGCGUUCCAGGACCGCGACUUCGUCUACCUCGCCAUCGAGUACGCCGCGGGCGGCGACCUCUACAGCUUCAUGUACGAGCGCGAGGAGCAGUCGCGCCGGUUCCGGGGCCCGCUCGGCGGCCUCGACGCGCGGACGUCGCGGUUCUACCUCGGCUGCAUCGCGCUGGGCCUCGAGCACCUCCACGGCCACCACGUCGCCUGGCGCGACCUCAAGCCGGAGAACAUCCUCUUCGACCCGCGGGGCUACGUGAAGCUCAGCGACUUUGGCUUCGCGAAGGAGUUCGACGCGCGGACGUUCACGCUCUGCGGCACGCCCGACUACCUCGCGCCGGAGAUCGUGCUGAGCCAGGGCCACGACAAGGCCGUCGACUUCUGGGCGCUGGGCGUUUUAGCCUACGAGCUCUGCUACGCGCGGACGCCGUUCGCGCACGACAGCCAGGGCGAGCUCUUCCAGAACAUCCUCCAGGCGUCGACGCUCGUCCACGAGGACGACACGUGGCCGGGGCCCUGCCCGGCCGACGUCCGGUCCCUCGUGACGGAGCUCCUCCACACGCAGCCGUCCUUCCGCCUCGGCAACGGCGCGAACGGCUUCGCGUCGAUCAAGCGCCACGCGUUCUUCCAC
Molecule: messenger RNA, 1689 nt
Organism: Aureococcus anophagefferens
Lineage: Eukaryota; Pelagophyceae; Pelagomonadales; Pelagomonadaceae
Exons: 3
Biological process (GO): signal transduction; peptidyl-serine phosphorylation
Cellular component (GO): cAMP-dependent protein kinase complex
Molecular function (GO): cAMP-dependent protein kinase activity; ATP binding
Source: RefSeq, a predicted model, not a curated record